Molecule: messenger RNA, 2993 nt
Organism: Oncorhynchus kisutch (coho salmon)
Lineage: Eukaryota; Metazoa; Chordata; Actinopteri; Salmoniformes; Salmonidae
Exons: 4
Coding region: 316-1035 (239 amino acids)
Source: RefSeq, a predicted model, not a curated record
AGUGGGGAGGCGGAGAGCAACACAGGAAAAUAUUUAGUGUCAUUUUCCACCACUAUGUGUGUGUUCCUGACUGGUACACUGGUAGUGUGAGUCACUGUAUCUGAGUGGUUGAUGGCAGUGAACUCAUUGUACAGUAGUCCAUCACGCAUCUGACCUGCUCCUGCUCUCCUCAUGCUGGGAAGAUUUAUACAAAGCUUCAUCGCACACUCUAAUUCAGCAUUCAGGAGUCCACAGUUCAGACAGAGUUCAACAUAACAAGAUUGUCUGAUCCUCUGUAUCAACAAAACUAAACUAAAGCCCUCUCAGUCUGUCAGUAUGAAGGUGUUAGAGGUGGGAGACUCAGUGAGUCAGUUCAGGUUGGCUGAGUCAUGUGUGGGGCUGGCAGGGUGUCUGUGCGUGGCCUACUCUGUUUGGACCCCUCGCUGGCUCAAUGACCAGGGACUGUGGUCUAUAGGCAACAACAGCACCAACACAGAGAGUGAUGGUGACCAGACUGGGGACAUCAUCUUUAACGCCCUGGAGGCAGAGCAAGUGUUUGGGGUGCUGUCAUUCCUCAUGGCUGUGAAUUCAGGGGCUCUGUGCCUCGUGUUCGCCCUCUGCUGGACAUCCCAGACAGCGCGCUCUUACUCCAACACCCGCUCCCUCCUCAUGGCAGGCCAGGCCCUCUACCCCACCGUCUUGCUGCUCCUCACUCUGGGACCCACAGGAUUCUUCUUCCUCCUCAGCUGGUCCCUCUUCACCUACCAGCACCGGGUGGAGAUCAGCGAGGACUUCACAUGCCUGGGCUCCUCCUUUUGGCUGGGUACCCUGGGCUGGGCCCUGCUAUUGGUUGCUCUGCCUGUGGUCUUCCUGGUGGAGCAGUGUGUGGUCCCGGACAUCCUGCCAGAUCUCAUGAAGGCUGCCGAUGGGUGGCGGGGCGCCUCCCAGGUACCGUACGCCCAGCGCUCGUUCAUCGUGAGUCACCAGCGUUGUCAUGAAGACCAGAGUGAUGAAGACAUUGCGAGAGGGCUGAGGAGGUACAUGUCUGUACCCUGAGAGGAGGAAUAGAGAGGACACAGGACAGUGAUGGAGUAUUAGUGUAACCUUCUUCAGGCUCAGAGACUGAGCUGACUGCAGAAUGGGACUGGACUGGACUGGGCACACAGCUGAUAGGGGUCCAUGUUCACACUAGCAGUUCACCAGGGAGAGGAGCUUCUAGUCUGUGUCUGUAUCAGAGAUUUCUCCACUGUAGGAGAAUGUUUACAGACGCACUCUGAGAAUAUGUAAUAUUAAACUAAUCAAAUCAAAUUUCAUUGGUUGUGCACACAUAUUUUGCAGGUGUUAUCGCAGAUGCAGCGAAAUGCUUAUGUUUCUAGCUCAAACAGUGCAGUAAUACCUAACAAAACAAAAUACACAAACCCAAAAAAUAGCAGAACGAGCAAUGUCAGAGUCUGGAAUAUAUAUACCUUUCAAAAGUUUGGGGUCACAUAGAAAUGUCCUUGUUUUUGAAAAGCACAUUGUUUGUCCAAUUGCACAUUUCCAUUAGCACAUUUUUUGUCCAUUGAAAUAACAUCAAAUUGAUCAGAAAUAGAGUGUAGAUAUUGCUAAUGUUGUAAAUGACUAUUGUAGCUGGAAACAGCUGAUUUUUAAUGGAAUAUCUACAUAGGCGUUCAGAGGCCUAUUAUCAGCAACUAUCACUCCUGUGUUCCAAUGGCACGUUGUGUUAGCUAAUCCAAGUUUAUAAUUUUAUAGGGCUAUUUGGUCAUUAGAAAACCCUUUUGCAAUUAUGCUAGCACAGCUGAAAACUAUUGUUCUGAUUAAAGAAGCAAUAAAACUGGCCUUCUUUAGACUAAAUGAGUAUCUGGAGCAUCAGCAUUUGUGGGAUCGAUUACAGGCUCAAAGUGGCCAGAAACAAAGAACUUUCUUCUGAAACGUGUCAGUCUAUUCUUGUUCUGAGAAAUGAAGGCUAUUCCAUGUGAGAAAUUGCCAAGAAACUGAAGAUCUCGUACAACGCUAUGUACUACUCCCUUCACAGAAGAGCGCAAACUGGCUCUAACCAGAAUAGAAAGAGGAGUGGGAGGCCGCAGUGCACAACUGAACAAGAAGACAAGUACAUUAAAAUUAUAUACUUGGAUUAGCUAACACAACGUGCCAUUGGAACACAGGAGUGAUGGUUGCUGAUAAUGGGCCUCUGUACGCCAAUGUAGAUAUUCCAUAAAAACCAGCCGUUUCCAGCUAAAAUUGCCAUUUACAACAUUAACAAUAUCUACACUGUAUUUCUGAUCAAUUUGAUGUUAUUUUAAUGGACAAAAAUGUGAUUUUCUUUAAAAAACAAGAACAUUUUUAUGCCCAAUCUUUUGAACGGUAGUGUAUAUAUACACAAAUAUAAUGGUAUGUGUAUAGACAGUAUAUGAAUAGAAAAGUUGUUUACAGGAGUAGAUAUAUAGGAUAAGCCUUGAAUAGAAUACAGUAUAUACAUAUAAAGUAGUUAAAACAGUAUGUAAACAUUAUUAAAGUCACCAAAAGUGUCAAUGCUGAGAUAAAGGGUUCUUGUCAAGCAAGGAACAAUUUGUAGUUGUUUGUUGCCAAGCACACUUUCAGUAAGAUUUUCUGUGUAGUAAAGGAAAUGUUUAUGUUACAAUAGCAGCCUCAUGUGGUGAGUAUGACCAAGGUUUGAUGUUGAAAAAGCUAUUUUUGAUACAGCUUGGCAGCAGUGUUCUGUUCGCAAGUAUUCAACAUUAAUUAGUGGAAAGUCACACAUUUUGGUUGUUUGUGUACAAAGUGGGAUCUCUACUUGUUGAAUUUAGAUGAAAGUGAUACAUACAUUUACAGUUUAACAGUUUAACUGAUACUUCUAAGACAGUCCUAUGUGAAUGUGCAUUUUCUCAGCAAGCUUGAUACUCAUCACCACUAUAAAGUGACUGAUAUCACAAAGUUUUUGCAAUGGGACUGUGAUAUUAUUGAUAUUGUACCUUUAAAACACAGAUGAAUAAACUGCUGCUUUUAUUUACUCA